UCUCCCCUCCCCGCCGCUGUCCUGCUCGAUCUCCGUUCCUCGGGACGCGCGGCUGGGCUCCGUGUGGCGCUGUCCGCGCCGCCAGCAGCGCCCGUUCGCCCGAGGCGCGUGGGGCGCCCCCGCAGCCCGGCGAAUGCUGCGGCUAGGGGUGGUGGGAGCAGCCGUGGGACGUGUGGCCGGGAGCGGGGGUGACAGCCUGGGAUUCCGGGGUCUUCUCUUCCUUGUCCUCCUCCUCUCCUCUCUAUUCCCAGUGUGGCCGUGGCUGACACUAAAGACUUUGUAGCCAUCAACCCGGGUGCAGUUUCGAUGGAAAAUGAAGGUUGCACGUUUUCAAAAAAUACCUAAUGGUGAAAAUGAGACAAUGAUUCCUGUAUUGACAUCAAAGAAAGCAAGUGAAUUACCAGUCAGUGAGGUUGCAGGUAUUCUCCAAGCUGAUCUUCAAAAUGGCUUAAACAAAUCUGAAGUUAGUCAUAGGCGAGCCUUCCAUGGCUGGAAUGAGUUUGAUAUUAGUGAAGAUGAACCAUUAUGGAGGAAGUAUAUUUCGCAGUUUAAAAAUCCCCUUAUUAUGCUGCUUCUGGCUUCUGCAGUCAUCAGUAUUUUAAUGCAUCAGUUUGAUGAUGCUGUCAGUAUCACUGUGGCAAUACUGAUUGUCGUCACUGUGGCCUUUGUUCAGGAAUAUCGUUCAGAAAAAUCUCUAGAAGAAUUGAGUAAACUUGUCCCACCAGAAUGCCAUUGUGUGCGUGAAGGAAAAUUGGAGCAUACACUUGCCCGAGACUUGGUUCCAGGUGACACAGUUUGCCUUUCUGUGGGAGACAGAGUUCCUGCGGACUUACGCUUAUUUGAGGCUGUAGAUCUAUCCAUUGAUGAGUCCAGCUUGACAGGCGAGACAACUCCUUGUUCUAAGGUGACAGCUCCUCAAGCUGCUGCUGCUAAUGGAGAUCUUGCAUCCAGAAGUAACAUUGCCUUCAUGGGAACGCUGGUCAGAUGUGGCAAAGCAAAGGGUAUUGUCAUUGGAACAGGAGAAAAUUCUGAAUUUGGAGAGGUUUUUAAGAUGAUGCAAGCAGAAGAAGCACCCAAAACUCCUCUGCAGAAGAGCAUGGACCUCUUAGGCAAACAGCUGUCCUUUUACUCUUUUGGUAUAAUAGGUAUCAUCAUGUUGGUUGGCUGGUUACUAGGAAAAGACAUUUUGGAAAUGUUUACUAUUAGUGUAAGUUUGGCUGUAGCAGCAAUUCCUGAAGGUUUGCCUAUUGUGGUCACAGUGACACUAGCCCUUGGUGUUAUGAGAAUGGUGAAGAAAAGGGCUAUUGUGAAGAAACUACCUAUUGUUGAAACACUUGGCUGCUGUAAUGUGAUUUGCUCAGAUAAAACUGGAACAUUGACAAAGAAUGAAAUGACCGUCACUCACAUAUUUACUUCAGAUGGUCUGCAUGCUGAGGUUACUGGAGUUGGCUAUAAUCAGUUUGGUGAAGUAAUUGUUGAUGGUGAUGUUGUUCAUGGAUUCUAUAACCCAGCUGUUAGCAGAAUUGUUGAGGCGGGCUGUGUGUGCAAUGAUGCUGUGAUUAGGAACAACACUCUGAUGGGAAAGCCAACGGAAGGAGCCUUAAUUGCUCUUGCGAUGAAGAUGGGUCUUGAUGGACUGCAACAAGACUAUAUCAGAAAAGCUGAAUAUCCUUUUAGUUCUGAGCAAAAGUGGAUGGCUGUUAAGUGUGUACACCGAACACAGCAGGAUAGACCAGAGAUUUGUUUUAUGAAGGGUGCUUAUGAACAGGUGAUUAAGUAUUGUACUACAUACAACAACAAAGGUCAGACUUUGGCACUUACUCAGCAGCAGAGAGAUCUUUAUCAACAAGAGAAGGCAAGGAUGGGCUCAGCAGGACUCAGAGUUCUUGCCUUGGCUUCUGGUCCGGAAUUGGGACAGCUGACCUUCCUUGGCCUGGUAGGAAUCAUUGAUCCUCCUAGAACUGGUGUGAAAGAAGCUGUUACAACACUUAUUGCCUCAGGAGUUUCCAUCAAAAUGAUUACUGGAGAUUCACAGGAGACUGCAAUUGCAAUAGCCAGUCGUCUGGGAUUGUAUUCUAAAACUUCCCAGUCAGUGUCUGGAGAAGAAGUAGAUACUAUGGAAGUCCAGCAGCUUUCACAAAUAGUACCAAAGGUUGCAGUAUUUUAUAGAGCAAGCCCAAGACACAAGAUGAAAAUUAUUAAGUCUCUACAGAAGAAUGGGUCAGUUGUAGCCAUGACAGGAGAUGGAGUAAAUGAUGCAGUUGCUCUGAAGGCUGCAGACAUUGGAGUUGCAAUGGGCCAGACUGGCACUGAUGUUUGCAAAGAGGCUGCAGAUAUGAUCUUGGUGGAUGAUGAUUUUCAAACCAUAAUGUCUGCAAUUGAGGAGGGUAAAGGCAUUUAUAAUAAUAUUAAAAAUUUUGUUAGAUUUCAACUGAGCACGAGUAUAGCAGCAUUAACUUUAAUCUCAUUGGCUACGUUAAUGAACUUUCCUAACCCUCUCAAUGCAAUGCAGAUUUUGUGGAUCAAUAUUAUUAUGGAUGGACCCCCAGCUCAGAGCCUUGGAGUAGAGCCAGUGGAUAAAGAUGUCAUUCGCAAACCUCCUCGAAACUGGAAGGACAGCAUUUUGACAAAAAAUUUGAUACUUAAAAUACUUGUUUCAUCAAUAAUCAUUGUUUGUGGGACUUUGUUUGUCUUCUGGCGAGAGCUUCGAGACAAUGUGAUAACACCACGAGACACAACAAUGACUUUCACUUGCUUUGUGUUUUUUGACAUGUUCAAUGCACUAAGUUCCAGAUCUCAGACCAAGUCUGUGUUUGAGAUCGGACUCUGCAGUAAUAAGAUGUUUUGCUACGCAGUUCUUGGAUCCAUCAUGGGACAGUUACUUGUUAUUUACUUCCCUCCACUUCAGAAGGUUUUUCAGACCGAGAGCCUAAGUAUACUGGAUCUGUUGUUUCUUUUGGGUCUUACCUCAUCAGUGUGCAUUGUGUCUGAAAUUAUAAAGAAGGUUGAAAGAAGUAGGGAAAAGAUUCAGAAGAAUGCUAGUUCAACAUCAUCGUCUUUUCUUGAAGACUUGUCCCUGGCUGUACCCUUCUUUUCUCCCCGUGAAGAUUACUUCUUUAGGCUUUUUGAUCCCAUAGUAGCUAAGCUUCAAAGAAGAAAAGAGAUAACCUUGAAAUAAUGCACCAGAUGCUGAACACUGACCAUGCCUGUGCCAGGCACUGGGAGAUCCUGAGGUGAAGUAAUAGUGAAGUUACACAACCCAAGGAGCCCCACCCUCAGAGUGUAGGAUUUUUCCAACAGUAUCAACUACCUUUAUGAGAAUAAGAUAUGUUGUUUUUCACAUUUUACACUCAUUCACUGCACAUCUGAUAAAAUGGUAAUCUUUCUGAAAUUGAAAUUGCUUUAAUUUUGGAUCUCUGAGUUUUGUCCACACUUAAAAUAGUUUUUCACUGAAAUGAAUUGGUAACCACAGUAACUAUCCAUUUAUGAAUUAAUUAACAUUACAUUGCUUUCUGCCUGUUGCCUGGCAAUGUAUGUGCAGUUUGUUUGGCUUGAAUAACUCAAAACAAGCUGUGAAAUGAACUGAUUACUUUUCCAUUCAAAUUUUAUUCAGUAACUGAGUGUACUGGGAAUACAAUGGCAUUCUUGCCCUUUAGUACGUCUUGAAGAGGAAAAGCAGAUAAAAAACAUUAAGAAGCUAUUUUAUCAAUGUUAAUAGUGAUCUUUGUGCAUUUCUUUUAAAAGUACACAUACAUUAAAAUAAAUACAGCACACAUUGUACUUUAGCAUUUGAAAAUCUUUGAAGUGGCUUUUCACACUAAGCUCUGUGAUCUAAAAGUGGUGUGUACACUAACAUGAAGACAUAAAAUAUUAAUCUCAUUUGUCUGUGACUGAAUAAACAGAUUACCCUUA
Mesocricetus auratus (golden hamster) is the source of this 3912-nucleotide messenger RNA. RefSeq names its product ATPase secretory pathway Ca2+ transporting 1 (gene Atp2c1). The record is from RefSeq and is a predicted model, not a curated record. NCBI's taxonomy places the organism in Eukaryota, Metazoa, Chordata, Mammalia, Rodentia, Cricetidae. Gene Ontology annotation, biological process: intracellular calcium ion homeostasis; manganese ion transport; calcium ion transmembrane transport. Gene Ontology annotation, molecular function: ATP hydrolysis activity; P-type calcium transporter activity; ATP binding. The coding region runs from base 314 to 3178 and encodes 954 amino acids. The transcript has 29 exons. Gene Ontology annotation, cellular component: Golgi membrane; endoplasmic reticulum; plasma membrane.